UGUCUCUGGGCCUAGAACCGACGAUACAUCUGUUUUUGUGAACUAGACCCGUUAGGCCGUUAUCAAGGACCGGACCUUUUGUUGGAACAGCAGACGUUCCACCGUCGUAAACCGGAAUCUGCACCUGUGCCACCGUAAAUAGGUUUUCCGAUGACAGUUGAAGUUUCGAACGGCGUAAUGGAGUCUAUAUCCUCUAAAGAUGAUAACAAACAGACUUCGAAGAAAUCGCGUGACGCUGAACGCCGUCGGAGGCGUCGGAAACAGAAGAAAAACAAGUCCGCCGGUGGAGAAGAUACGGCGUCCGGUAACGUUGCUGAGGAUCGUGACGGAGUUGUUGGAGAUGAUAGCGCAAAAGAGAAUUCGGAUCUUCAGAAGGUCAUGGAGCAAGUUGAAAUCGAGUACAUCCCCGAAAAAGCAGAACUUGAGUUUGAUUUGGACGAUGAGUUCAGGAAAGUGUUUGAGAAAUUUACUUUUAGAGAAUCUACUGCUUCUGAGGAGAACGAUAAGAGUGAAGGAACUGCUGUUAAUGCUGUACCAAACAAAAAAGCUAGUUCGGACUCGGACGAAGAAGAACAAGAAGACCAACAAAAGGAGAAAGGUGGCGUCUCAAAUAAAAAGAAAAAGCUUCAGCGCCGUAUGAAGAUUGCUGAACUUAAGCAGAUUAGUUCAAGGCCGGAUGUAGUUGAGGUUUGGGAUGCCACCUCAGCUGAUCCUAAACUGCUGGUUUUCCUCAAAUCAUAUCGUAACACUGUUCCAGUGCCGAGACAUUGGUGUCAGAAGAGGAAAUUUUUACAGGGAAAACGGGGUAUUGAGAAGCCGCCGUUUCAACUUCCCGACUUUAUUGCUGCCACAGGAAUCCAGAAAAUUAGACAGGCUUAUAUCGAGAAGGAGGAUAAUAAGAAGCUUAAACAAAAGCAACGUGAGCGGAUGCAGCCGAAAAUGGGGAAGAUGGAUAUCGAUUAUCAGGUACUCCAUGAUGCUUUUUUCAAGUACCAAACUAAACCAAAACUGACAUCACAUGGUGAUCUUUAUCAUGAAGGAAAAGAGUUUGAGGUAAAACUUAGGGAAAUGAAGCCCGGUACCUUAUCACACGAACUAAAAGAAGCACUAGGAAUGCCAGAAGGUGCCCCGCCUCCAUGGCUUAUUAAUAUGCAGAGAUAUGGUCCUCCGCCUUCUUAUCCACAUUUAAAGAUUCCGGGACUGAACGCUCCGAUUCCACAUGGGGCGAGCUUUGGUUAUCAUCCUGGAGGUUGGGGCAAACCUCCUGUUGAUGAGUUUGGACGCCCUGUCUAUGGAGAUGUGUUUGGACAACAAGAAGAACCACCCAACUAUGAGGAAGAGCCAGUUGAUAAGAGCAAGCACUGGGGUGACCUAGAGGAAGAAGAGGAGGAAGAAGAAGAGGAAGAGGAAUUGGAAGAGCAAUACGAGGAAGAGGAAUUAGAGGAUGGAAUUCAGUCUGUUGAUAGUCUCUCAAGCACUCCAACUGGCGUAGAGACCCCAGAUGUGAUUGACCUUCGCAAGCAGCAGAGGAAGGAACCCGAGAAACCGCUUUAUCAAGUUCUGGAAGAAAAAGAAGAGAAGAUAGCUCCAGGAACUUUAUUGGGAACAACACAUACCUAUGUGAUAGGUGGUGCCCCGCAAGACAAGCCAUCUGCUAAAAGGGUUGAUUUACUUAGAGGUCAGAAAACAGAUCGGGUUGACGUCUCAUUGCAGCCUGAAGAGUUGGAGCUCAUGGAGAAUGUGUUGCCAUCCAAAUACGAGGAGGCCCGGGAGGAAGAGAAGCGCCUUAGCCAACGGGAGGACUUCAGUGACAUGGUUGCCGAGAAUGAAAAGAAGAGGAAGCGAAAGAUGCAUGAGAAAGAUAGCAAGUCGAAGAAAAAGGAUUUCAAGUUUUAGAAAGCUCGUUUUCUCUUUCGAUUGUAAAAGAUGUGUGGAGUAUAAUGCGUGGGUCAUGAAUGUAUGUACGUUCUGCUCGAGACAUUUUAGGAAAACAAAUGUGCAUUGGAUCUGCAUAAACCUGUACUACUUUAUACCCCAUCAGUCAGUUUAGGGAGCUUUUGAGUUUGCUUUUUAAAGCUACUAUAUGUAUCUUGAAGUAAUCGAAUUAUGCCUUUUGAAAUA
Helianthus annuus (common sunflower) is the source of this 2121-nucleotide messenger RNA. Its product is annotated as splicing factor 3B subunit 2. The coding region runs from base 151 to 1896 and encodes 581 amino acids. NCBI's taxonomy places the organism in Eukaryota, Viridiplantae, Streptophyta, Magnoliopsida, Asterales, Asteraceae. The record is from RefSeq and is a predicted model, not a curated record. The transcript is spliced from 18 exons. Gene Ontology annotation, biological process: mRNA splicing, via spliceosome. Gene Ontology annotation, cellular component: U12-type spliceosomal complex; U2 snRNP; U2-type spliceosomal complex.